AUGUUGCAUGUGUCGGAGACUGAGAAGGUCACCGUGGAAGCGGAAGGCAUCGCAUUGCCGGCGGAGAUGGCGGUCGGCAAGCCUCUCUCGCUCCUAGCUCAUGGCAUCACGGACAUAGAGAUACACUUCCUUCAGAUCAAGUACAACGCCAUUGGUGCCUACUUCGAGAAGAGCCACGUGCUGCUCGAGCAUCUGGAGAAGUGGAAUGGCAGCAAGGCUGAGGAGCUGGUGGAAGACGAUGCUUUCUUUCAGGCCCUCGUUUCAGCUCCUGUGGAGAAGCUGUUCAGGGUCGUGGUGAUCAUGGAGAUCAAAGGCUCGCAGUACGGCGUCCAGCUGGAGAGCUCCGUCCGCGACCGCCUGGUCGCCGCCGACAAGUACGAGGAUGACGAGGAAGAGGCGCUCGAGAAGGUCACCGAGUUCUUUCAGUCCAAGUAUUUCAAGCCCAACUCCGUCAUCACCUUCCACUUCCCAGCAACUCCUGGAACUGCAGAGAUAUCAUUUGCGACGGAAGGCAAGGACGAGGUGAAUGUUACGGUGGAGAACGAGAACGUGGCGGCGAUGAUCCAGAAGUGGUACCUGGGCGGCGCAUCCGCGGCUUCUCCGACGACCGUCCGGAGCCUGGUCGAUCAUUUCGCAGCGCUGCUCUCCCCAUGAUUACAUCCGCAAGUACUAAUUUGCUUCCAGAUUAAGCUAAGCUCGAUCGUGAAUUCUGUCGAUCC
Molecule: messenger RNA, 719 nt
Organism: Phragmites australis (common reed)
Lineage: Eukaryota; Viridiplantae; Streptophyta; Magnoliopsida; Poales; Poaceae
Product: chalcone isomerase-like protein 2
Exons: 3
Coding region: 1-654 (217 amino acids)
Molecular function (GO): intramolecular lyase activity
Source: RefSeq, a predicted model, not a curated record